This is a messenger RNA of Botrytis byssoidea, 1566 nucleotides long. RefSeq lists its product as uncharacterized. The transcript has a single exon. The record is from RefSeq and is a predicted model, not a curated record. NCBI's taxonomy places the organism in Eukaryota, Fungi, Ascomycota, Leotiomycetes, Helotiales, Sclerotiniaceae. Bases 1 to 1566 code for a protein of 521 amino acids.
AUGUCUGCAUACAGUGCAGGUGAGAAUGAAGAAAAAGAGGAGCUUGUUGAUAUUCGCAAUAUCGAGGCAGUACAUAAGCUCUUACGUGAAACCGUUCUCAAAGUCACUAAAUGGGAUGAGGUCAAAGUACAGGAUGAAGAUAAUUUGUUCGUUCAAGGAAUGGAUUCUUUGCAAGCGUUGCAACUUAUUCGACAUCUGAGAAAAGCUUUAAGAAAACCCGAUCUCGCUAUCUCUAUCUUAUACACCAAUCCGUCAAUUGCCCAAUGGCUCCGUUCGAUUAUGGCUAUGUCUCAGGAUGAGUCGAACACAAAUACAGUAAAUGCAUCGAAUCGUCGUCAUAAAAUUGAGACAACCCUCCAACAAUACGUUCAACUUGUUGACAAGAUCUCUAGUAAACAUGAGUUUGGGGAAAAGUUAUCCCCGGUCAAUGAACAUGUGGUUGUCUUGACGGGCUCAACCGGUUCUCUUGGAUCAUAUAUCUUGAGGACAUUGAUGCAAGAUAAAUCUGUAUCACAUAUUUACUGUUUAGAUCGAAGCUCCUCGGCCCAUUCCCGGCAUUUGGAAAAGAACAAAAAGAACCACGAAUCCAAGGAUUUCCCAGCCUCAAUCACAUUUCUCAAAACAGAUUUCUCUAAAUCCGAUUUAGAUCUCGAUGACGAAACAUACAAACGAAUUCAACAUUCUGCAACAGAUAUCAUUCACAGUGCGUGGCCCGUAAACUUCAACCUUUCGCUCGAAACAUUCAAGCUACAACUCGAUGGGAUUGUUCAUCUUCUAUCUUUUGUCUCUGCAAUCUCACAUCACGUCUCUCUUCUCUUCAUAUCAUCUAUCAGUUCAAUACUCGCUCUCGAUUCCACACCCAUUCCUGAGACAAUCAUCGACGAUGUAUCGGCACCUCUUCCAAUGGGAUAUGCCGAGAGUAAAUUCAUCUCCGAGCGCAUUUUCGAUUAUGCUUCCAAGACAAAACUUCCUACUGUCGAUAUAAAAGUCGCUCGUGUGGGACAGAUUGCAGGUCCUGCUUACACAUCCGGCGUGUGGAAUCCGUCCGAGUGGAUGCCUAGUCUGGUCAUCACUUCUUUCCACAUGGGAUUACUACCAGAAAAUCUGGGGAGCAAUGAGAUGAAAUUAGAUUGGGUACCAAUCGAUAUCCUCUCCCCUUCACUAAUCGAUCUCUCCUUCAACCAACAUCCUCAAACCUCCGAAUCUGGCGCUAGAGUAUUCCAUCCGUUGAAUCAGAGGGCCACGACAUGGAAUACUCUACUCCCUAUCAUUUUAGACACCUUGAAUUCUCUGAACCCCAAAGUCCCGAUUAGAUCAACCCCAUGUACAGUCUGGCUUGCGAAAUUGAAAGACACGACGAGAAACCAUGUAUCCAGUACUGCGGAGUUGGAAGGGAUGUUGGAAAUGUAUCCUGCGAUUAAAUUGCUGGAGUUUUUUGAAUCGUUGCCGCUGACGAGGUGGUCGAAUAUGGAUGUGGAGAGGGCGUUGGGGGCUAGUGUGCAUUUGAAGGGAGUGAGCGGGAUUGAGGGGGCGUGGAUGAGGAAAUGGGUUGGGGGGUGGAUUUAG